Messenger RNA from Heterostelium album PN500, 1071 nucleotides. RefSeq names its product CENP-S family protein. Gene Ontology annotation, cellular component: FANCM-MHF complex; Fanconi anaemia nuclear complex. Gene Ontology annotation, molecular function: chromatin binding; protein heterodimerization activity. The transcript is spliced from 3 exons. Gene Ontology annotation, biological process: resolution of meiotic recombination intermediates; replication fork processing. Bases 1 to 1071 code for a protein of 356 amino acids. NCBI's taxonomy places the organism in Eukaryota, Evosea, Eumycetozoa, Acytosteliales, Acytosteliaceae. The record is from RefSeq and is a predicted model, not a curated record.
AUGGAUGAAGAUGAUAUUUUCGAUGAUAUAAAUGACGAUGAAGAGUUGGUGUAUAAAUCAUUUUCAGAAGCAAGAUAUGCAGAGUCUAAGAAAAAGAGAAAAUCAACUACUACAGCAAACGCAUCUACUACAUCAAAGAGAGUAUCAACGAAUAGAUCUACUGCGACUAAUAGUCGUAUAGGUAAUAGUAGUAGUAGCAGCAGUGUAAAGAAAGUUACAAAUAACAAUAAUAAUAAUAAUAGUAAAAGUAAUAAUAAUUCUAGUAAUAGUAGUAAUCGCAGUAUUACUACAAAUGUAAAUAAUAAUAAUAAUAAUAAUAAUAAUAAUAAUAAUAAUAAUAAAAGAACAAGUGUAAAUAAACCAUUAAAUAGUAAUAAUAAUAAUAAUAAUAAGACAAAAGAUAGUAGUGUUUAUGAUUUAGAUAAUGAAAAUGGUGAUGAUGAAUCGACAGAGGAUGAACUCGAUCAAGAUGAAGAUAGUAAGGUAUUGGAAACUAAAUUAAAACAAUCGUUUCAAUUUACAGUGGCAAAGAUAUGCGAAAGAGAAAUAGAGAAGCUGCCUAACAAGACAACUGUAACUCCUCAUGCUAUAAAAACAGUUUCAGAAUUAAUAUAUCAAAUAGCAAAGAAGGAAGUAAGUAGAGAUCUCGCAAUGUUUUCCAAGCAUGCCAAAAGGCAAAUCAUUAAUGGUGAUGAUGUUUUAUUGAUGGCAAGAAAGAAUGAUUCAGUUUAUAAGAAAGUAUUAGCGAAAAGAAAGGAAUUACAAAACAGUAAUAAUAUUAAUAAUAAUAAUAAUAGUGGUGGUGAUAGUAAUCUUUCGAGACAUUUCGAAAACAAUUUAUUUAAAGAUACAGAUGCAGAUUUAGAUGAAGACUUUGAUUAUCAGACAACUACUACUACAACAACAACAACAAAGAAUACCAACAAAUUUAAACCUAAAGAAAAGAGUCAAAGUAUAUUCGAUUCUGAUCUCUUUUUAGGAUCGUCUGAUUCAGAUUUAGAGAAUAUUGUCAAUCAGAAUAACAAUAACUACUCUCACAUUAAUGAUGAAGAUAAUUUAUUUAAUGAUUAA